ACACGCGUCUCUAGUUUCGGGUUCACACACAGACUGAAACCGGUAUUCUACUGCACGUUGUAAGUCUUUUCACCCGUGACGUUAGCAAGCUAACUUACAGUGCGGGAGAGGAGAAGUGGUUUUGAUAGUGAAAUCACUUCUAAUUUCACCGUUUCACCAAAUUUAAAGAUUUAUUGCAUCCCCCUGUUAAAACCAAUUGACCAAAGAUAUGGUGAUGGAGAAACCCAGUGCCCAGCUUGUCGGGCGAGAAUUUGUCCGACAGUACUACACCCUUCUCAACCAGGCUCCCGAUUACCUGCACAGAUUCUAUGGCAAGAAUUCAUCUUUUGUUCACGGAGGCUUCGACAGCAGUGGCAAACCAGCAGAGGCAGUUUAUGGUCAAUCGGAAAUUCACAAGAAGGUCAUGGCACUAAGGUUCCAAGACUGCCACACGAAGAUCCGGCAUGUGGACGCACAUGCUACGCUCAACGAGGGCGUAGUGGUCCAGGUGAUGGGUGAGCUCUCCAACAACAUGCAGCCCAUGAGGAGAUUCAUGCAGACCUUCGUCCUCGCUCCCGAGGGCACAGUUGCAAACAAGUUCUACGUCCACAACGACAUAUUCCGCUACCAGGAUGAGAUCUUUGGUGACUCAGACUCUGAGGCCCUUGAGGAGUCAGAGGAGGAAGCUGAGGAGCUUGAGGAGAGGACGACGUCACCCACAGUUGCACAAGAGGACUCCGCCACCUUCUAUGAACAGACACCAUGUGCGGAGCCUGAGGUCCCAGGGCAGGAGGAGGCUGACUUGCCCCCAGAAACCGCCCCAGUGAUGGAGCCUGAGGCGCCGGUGGUUGAACUAAAAUCAGAGCAGGCUGCUGAAGCAGAGGCCCCGAUCUCGGAGCCUGCGGAGAAGGCCCCUGCAUCCCCCACGCCUGCAGAUCCCGCCCCAGCCAUGCCGGAGGAGAACCGGCCCUUCUCCUGGGCAUCCGUCACCAGUAAGAACCUGCCUCCAGGUGGUAUCGUCCUAGGCACUGGAGUUCCCCCUCAUGUCGUCAAAGUCCAGCCCACACAGCCCAGAGUUGAGGUGAAACAAGAGGCCCCCGUUGCGGCACAGAGACCCCAGAGGGAUCAGAGACCCAGAGAUCCCCGACCUGGACCCCCAAUCACCAACAGAGGCCCCAGAACGCCAGUGCGGGACGGCGAGCAGGGUGAGGGCGUGGAGACGCGGCGGACGGUCCGGUAUCCAGACAGCCAGCAGCUCUUCGUGGGGAAUGUGCCCCAUGACGUGGACAAGGCCGAGCUCAAGGAGUUCUUUGAGCAGUAUGGCACCGUGUUGGAGCUGAGAAUCAACAGCGGCGGAAAGCUUCCCAACUUUGGCUUUGUGGUGUUUGACGACUCUGAGCCCGUACAGAAAAUCCUGAACAGCCGGCCCAUUAAGUUCAGAGGUGACAUUCGUCUGAACGUGGAGGAGAAGAAGACAAGGUCCGCCCGCGAGGGAGAACGGCGAGAUAUCCGCCCACGUGGUCCUGGUGGCCCCCGUGACAAGCUCGGAGGGCCCAGGGGACCAAUGGGAGGCCGCGGAGGACUUUCCCAGAAGCCCAGCUUCGGCGGCGGACGAGGAAGUGGACCCAACGAGGGACGAUUCUCUGCGCCACGUCAGUGAAACGGACCCCAAACGGCUUCCCCUCAGCCCCAACUCCCUUCCCCACGUCACAGCCACUACUGACGCAGGUCAUACUAUUUGACAUGGAUCCCCUCAUCCAAACACACCCUCCCCUGAACCUCAUACAUCAACCCUGACCCCCGAUGGUCUCCUUUCUGUCUGCUUAUGCUCGCCUGUCUGGUAGGUGGAGUAUGGUCAAUCCCAGUUUCAUCUGGACUCUCAAAUACUGUCUCUUACUUUUCAUUCUUGAAUUUGUUGUAGAGGAAGAAAAAAAAAAUCAAAGAUGGAGUAAAACAAUUACUUGAAUUGGGGAAAAAGGAAAGAAAAAAACAUAAAAUCAAGAGUCUGUUUUUUAGCGUUCUCUCCUUGUUUCUUAAAGGAACGUGUUUUUACUGUGUACUGCUAGCACCCGCUUUCAGGUUAAAUGCAGGUAUGGUUUUAUUUGGAAUUAUUGCCAAGUUGGAUCAUGGUUGUGUACAGAUGACUCUCUUUAGCAUGGGGAAUACAGAGAAAACCCUGUUUGCCUUUUAACUGUUGCACUUCAAACAACUCCACUGUCGAGAGAACAAAUAAACUUGGUAUAAUAUUUUA
This is a messenger RNA of Alosa alosa (allis shad), 2230 nucleotides long. It is a transcript of the gene g3bp1, whose product is annotated as GTPase activating protein (SH3 domain) binding protein 1. The transcript has 12 exons. Bases 209 to 1639 code for a protein of 476 amino acids. The record is from RefSeq and is a predicted model, not a curated record. Gene Ontology annotation, cellular component: ribonucleoprotein complex; cytosol. Lineage: Eukaryota; Metazoa; Chordata; Actinopteri; Clupeiformes; Clupeidae. Gene Ontology annotation, molecular function: mRNA binding.